Coregonus sp. 'balchen' is the source of this 8142-nucleotide messenger RNA. The record is from the annotation of a GenBank genome assembly. Lineage: Eukaryota; Metazoa; Chordata; Actinopteri; Salmoniformes; Salmonidae.
CUUCGAUUUACAGAAUGUUAAUUAAAAACGGGUUAUUUAAAAUCAAAAUAAUCAAAUAAACACAGAAAAAAAAUGGAGUUUCAAUGUAUAAUUGUACAUAAUACAUCACUUUUUUCACCAGAAAUAAAUUUCACCCCAGUUGUUUCAUGGCAGCGUCAUGUUUUGUGACUGCAUUGACUGUUUAACGGCAGUGCGCGUUUCUGACCACAGAUGGCGCUGUUGAGUAUAUAUUUUGUUUCAGUCCCGUUUCCCUCCAUGGUUUCUCCUCUCCCCGUGUAACUUGGCGUUUGGCUCAGUUCAUUAUACAGUCCCAUAUUCUCCCUCCAUUAGGGCAUCUCUCUGCCUUUGGACUGAAUAUAAAUUACACCGACACCCAAGAGAGAAAAGUUCAACUUUCGUAGGGCAAGAUGGACAUGAAAAAGAGGAUCCACUUGGAGCUAAGAAACAGGACACCAUCUGAUGUAAGUCGUGCCUUUAAAACCAAACCUUUAGUUUUCUGGCUAGCUUGCUACUUUUUUGCUUUCCAAGUGACCUGUGUAGCUAAUGGUGACCACAUGGGCUUAAUGUUUCUCAUUUAUUAAUAGAGCGGAAAAUACUUAACUGUAACCAGCUACAUUAUACUGUCCCCGUUGGGGCGUGUAGAGGCAACAAGACAAGAAAAGCUAUAUUCAAUCGUUACUUUCGAAAGCCGAUUAUUUUAGCUUUCUGGCAUUAUUGCAGUUUUAACCGUUUCGCAGCCUCCCAGUAGAUGUUGCACACACACGGUUCGAAUGCAACGUUGUCUCAAUUAUUUGUUAACUUAUACAUCUGUUGUAGGUGACAUGUUUUUCCACGAUGCGUUAAUCAUAGACGGAAUGGUUUAUUUUAUAUAGACCUUGGUAGCCAUGUUUUGUUGCUAGCAUAAAGCUAAAGUGGGGUGCCCUUUAUUACAAUACACUUUUAAAUCCACACCAAUAAUCCAAAAUUGAGUUUACAGCAUGCUCCUACUUUUGUGAUAUCAUUAAUGAGAUCACGGGUGGAUUCUUUUCGACAUUUUCCCCUGAUUGGGUAGGGACCCAGAUUAGCUAGCUAGCAAACAAAAUUAGUCACUAGUUCUCACGAGUCAUCCACAUCUUGUAGGCUACAACAACUACUAUACCGCCUUUUCGCUAACAAUAAUGUAACGUUUUUAUAUUACUAAUUUACUAACAAUCAACUGAAGUUGUUGAAGGGGAAUAGCCAGCUACUAUGUCGGAUGAUCUACUCGCCUAGCUUCACAUCCCGUCAAAUGUUACAUUAUUCGAUUUGAGAUUCAUAAACUAAAUUUAAUUUCCCGCAAAUUGAAGCUGAUUGUUACAAUGUUUCUAAUUCGAAUCAUUCAAGCAGCGUUCAGCGAAUGUUUGGUUCCCGCCAUAUUAUUCCCGCAACUACCACGAAAGAAAACGAAAUACCUAUUGAAUCUGGCUAACCUCCACGUUCAGAUUCGGUAUUUUGUAUAUCAUGUUAAUAAUUUGUCAUUUAAUGCUUAGGCUACUGACAAUCUCCGAAUAACGUGUUGGUCGCCGGCUCGUACAAUAGCCUGCCUGAAUGACACGAGACCGAGGAAACUGCGUUCGGUGCGUGGGUUGCUAAAACUCGACGUUGACGCUCACUGGUUUUCAUGCAAACAUUGAUAAUAAAAGUAUUCUACAUUGGAAGUUAAUUUUAAGGGAUAUUUUUACGUAAUUACUGCUUGUAAACAGCCAUCCCUCUUCGGAGAGUUUAGAGAACUCUGCAUACUGUAUCUCAGGAAUCGCCAUGUUGUCAUUCUGCCGUCUUUGAAGCUCAGGCGAAAUGAACUCCAUCUUUGUUUGACUAAUUUCCGUUCUGAAUAUUUCCUUCGACGUUGUUUACGAAACGCUGAUAUAAUGUAACAAACUGGCCUAUCGGUCGUUCGCUCGACGGCAAGGCAAUCCAUUUCCCCAAUAAAUUCGAUUUGAAAAUAAAAAGUGUAUCUUUACAGAGUAUAUUCGCAAUCCUUUCCAUUGCUGUAGGGUAGGUAAUGGCGGUCAGUCAGGCUUCUCUUGCAGGUACUCAACUGCACGGCAGCGCUUAAAAGGGCAAUGGCUAGCCUGUAGCGAGCUUGCUAACAAAAAGCAUUGCAUGUAUCUUUAGUGACUGCAUCAGCGGGCCAAGUGAAGGUAGAACUGUAUUGUGUGGUUCUUCCUCGUGGCAGCUGGUUCAAAGAAACAACCGCGGUGCUUCGACAUAAAACAUCAUGCAACCAAAUACCUUUAUUGAUGGCUCGACUCGACAGCUUUAUCAAUGUUUAAUUUUGCCAGUGUUCAAAUCAUGAUCUUUUGACGGUCAACAUUAACUUUCUUCGAGUUUUUGGUUGUGUAACGACUGUCCCUGACUAUUACAAGUGAACUCUUUAAACGAUGAAAUGUAACAUUUUGUAGGAAGGAACUGAGAAGUUGCAAGUAUUCAUACUAAAGUCAGGAAUAACGUGAGUGGAAUAACAACCACUCCUAUCAUUGAGGUCCAUAUUUUGUAUAUUGACCUUUUUUCAUCAUGAAGUUCAUAUUCAAGCUUAGUUUUUUAUUUGAUUCCUUAACAAAGUAUUGAUAUUGAUUACUGUUGCCAACAUAUGUGGCCAUUCUAAACAGGUUUCCCACACCAUUUUUUGCAUAUGCGUAAAAUAAAGCUUUUAUAACAUGGGUGUAUUCUCAAUGUUUAGUGUUUGUAGUGCAUCUGUAAACAAUGCAUGCAUGUUCUUUGAUUUACAUAGAUGACAAUUUUACACAUUUUAUCUUUUUUAUUCGUAUAGGUACGAGAACUUGUCCUGGACAACUGCAGAUCAAAUGAAGGGAAAAUCGAAGGCCUCACAGCAGAAUUCAUCAAUCUGGAAUUCCUCAGUUUGAUAAACGUUGGCUUAAUCUCAGUCUCCAACCUUCCCAAACUUGGGAAACUCAAAAAGGUAAAGUUUGACUUUAUGAUAAUAAUACUUUUUUACACAAGCUUACUUAAAUUUACAGUAAAAAAAACAAUGUUUUAAGACAUUUGUGUUGACUCUUAAAAAAAAAAAACGUCAAUUCUUGCUGGGGGGGGGUGGGUAUAGAAAGAGACAUUCGUUGGUCCCUAAUGGCACCCUAUUCUCUAUAUAGUGCACUACCUUUGAGAGCCCUAGUCUAAAGUAUUUUUUUGACACAAGCUUACACUUACAUUUACAGUAAUAAAAUGUAGACAUUUGUGUUGUUGGGGGGUAGAAAAAGCCAUUGACUACGUCCCUAAUGGCACUCAUAUAGUGCACUACCUUUGAGAGCCCUGGUCUAAAGUAGUGCACUAUGUAAUGUAAGGAAUAGGGUUCCAUUUGGGACAUAAUCAUUGUUUUCUGAAAGACUGUUACUUGCUUGGGAGUUUUUUAGACAGAAGUGACUGAUAUAUCUUCACAUUAUGUUGCAGUUGGAACUCAGUGACAACAGAAUCUCUGGUGGCCUUGACGUGCUAGCAGAGAAACUCCCCAACCUCACACAUCUAAAUCUAAGCGGGAACAAACUGAAAGACAUCAGCACGUUGGAACCUUUGGUAGGUACACCAAACUCCCGGUAGAGCACAAUACAGUGUGACACCAUCUCAUUGUCUCAGGCUAUGCCUCAAAUGACACUAUUCCCCAUAUAGAGUUCUGACCACAGACUUAUUUGGCAAUCGGAUUUGUUUCAGACUUAUUUCUGGUUUUGUUUCCCAAUGUGGCUCUAGUCAAAAUUAGUUUGCUAGCCUAUAUGGGGGAAACGGUGUGCUCUAAAAUCUAAUUAGAGAUUUAUUCAGGCAGUGUUCUUCACCCCCUAAUUAACCUACACACAUUUGGUCCCACAGAAAAAGCUGGACAGCCUGAAGUCUCUGGACCUAUUCAACUGUGAGGUGACCAACCUGAACGACUACAGGGAGAGUGUGUUCAAGCUGCUCCCUCAACUCACCUACCUGGAUGGGUACGACAUGGAGGACCAUGAGGCAUCCGACUCGGACGGAGAGGUGGACGGUGUGGACGAUGACGACGAUGAGGGUGGGCAGCCAUUUUGUUUUUUUGUGUUUUGAUGGAGUAUGAGGAAAUACAGAUGUGAGUUGAGAAUGGGGGUCUUCGAUUCCCGGGACAACCCAUACAUACAAUGUAUGCUCGCUUGACUAAGGCGCUUUGAAUAAAAGUGUCUGCUAAAUGGCAUUAUUAUAUAUUAGAAUCCAUAUUAAUACAUUGUGGGUGUUUUGUCAUGCAAGUGAAUUCUAUUGUGUAUUUGUAGGUUUUGUCGGCAUGUAUCUGUGUGAUGACUGACAAUGGAUGUGAUGUAUUUGUUUUUUUAGAAGGAGAGGAGGAUGAGGAGGGAGAGGAGGAAGACUUUGACGAGGAGGAUGACGAUGACGAAGAGGAGGGAGUAGAAGCAGAGGAGGAGGAUGAGGUCAGCGGCGAUGAAGAGGUAAAGCCCUUUUUGGUUUGUUUGUGACUCAAUAGUUUAAAAGAUCAACCGUGGGGAUAUGGUUUGAGAGCUCUGUGGAUUCUGACCUGCUCUGUCCCUUCUCUCCAGGAGGAAGACCUUGGCAUUGAUGGUGAAGUUGAAGAUGAGGAUGAUGAUGAUGACGACGAUGAAGAGGGUAUGUCAUUCUCAUACUUUUUGUCACAAGCUCAUGUCCAAACCUCAUGUUAAAAAGUUUCACUUGACUAAGUAUAGUGUAAUAACCCUUUCCCAUUUCCUCCAGAAGUUGAGGCUGUCAAAGGCGAGAAGAGAAAGCGAGAACCUGACGAUGAAGAUGACGACGAUGAUGAUGACGAGGACGACGAUUAAGAGCAAAAAACAAGAGCCUAUCAAGUUACCAACCCUUUCCCUCUCCGCCCUUACACCCUGCCUACUCCACGUCUCUCCCCCAGCUUUGAGCCCCCGUGUGGGGAAAGACUGUACCGGACGGGUGGUCCGAGUGGAGCUGCCUGUGCCCCAUGGAACCGAGAGCCAUUCCCAAGGUUCUCAAGCAGCGCACCACUCCGCAUUCCACAAUUUCACUGUCAACUCCCUCUUUAUGUAUACCUGUGUGAGGACUUUGGGACUGGUAUCUAGUUUUGGGUCUGUGCUUUUAAUAUUUUGUUGGAUGAACUCUGAAUUUAUAUUUUUUGUUGUUGGGUUUAUUAUUUCUUCCCCCUCUUCUUUUUGUCUUUGUUUUAUUUUCCGUUCCUUAUUCCCCCCCCCCCCCCCCCCCCAAUAAAAUUAUUGCUAUAGCAACUGUGUGAUGAGCGAGCUAUGAUUUUGUGGCCGCCUGUUGCACAAAUCAAGGUUGUAGCUACAUUUUUACUUUCUGUAUGACAAAACUACUUUGUAAAUAAAAUGUAAAAUUUUGCGCGUUGCUCUCCUCCUGCCAUCCUUUUCUCUAGUCACAUCUAAAGUUGAUGACUUGAAUGUAUCUGAUGGGUUAAGUGCAAGUUGUCUGUAUCACCCCCUGCUGAGUGCAAUAGGUUGCCUCAGUGGGAAAAGUAUAACACUCAUCGAUCACAUAGAAUAUUCAUUCGCCAAAGGCCUCAGAAUGGAUACUUCAAAGUCACUCUACAAGAUGACAUGUUGCACCUCAUCAUUUUAUUAUUUUGAAUGGGAGGGAAGGGGAAAAAUACAGAAAUAGGAAGACAUUAAAUCCUCUUUAACCCCAGAGCUGCCAUGUGUUGGCACUUCUCUUUGUAUGUUUGACUUCGAGAGUUGCGGAAGAGGUUAUUGGUUAAAUUCUAAUUUAUUUUGCUUUUGACUACUCCUCGUAGAGAUCGAGGACUCUAGUGCCCAAAAGCCUGUUUUAGCAUGGGCAGCACCACUGAGGACUUUCACCAUUUUGAAGUAGUCAACUGGGUGGGACUUCCUAUGGCUUAAGGAUGGAUCACAUAAUUCCAUCCAGGUCGCCAGGAGGAAUCAGCCAUUGAAUUAUACUUGUGAGCAAACGUUCCAUAACUGCAAAUGGUAGUAAAUCGCCAACCUUGGCUUUAUACCUGUUCAAACACACUCCAAGGUGGCAGUUUUCCCCCUUUUCAGUUUGUGCCAACUCAUAGAAGUAGAAGAAAAUGGACUACUUUAAAUGGAGAUGGCCUCAAUGGCGCUGCCAGUGUUCUCACAGAAGCCAUAAUGGGGCAGAUACAAUGUUGCGACAUUAAGUCGAUGGUGCUUCUACAACUGUCAAAUGUCAAAGCACCAAAGAGUGGGUUGAGUGUGAAGGGUUUAUGUCCUUGCCUUGCAUUGGAGAGGUACUGGCCUUUUCUCAAUUGGAUUUGCUCAACUCCUGCAUCCUCUCAUUUCUCUCUGGCCUCCUUUUGAAAAAGGUCUAAAGGUAAUCGAGGAGAAGUGAGGGAAAGUGGACGAAAAUGCGCUUGUAUGUAAUGAGACUCCUCCAAUCGCGCGUCUUCAGGCAAAUUAUGUUUACAGGGUUGAAUCCCCAAAUAAAUGUAUAAAGUGAUCUAAACAAAUGUUGCUAGUUGUGCAAUACAUUUUAUAGAUCAAAGGAUAAGUAGCAUAUCAUUAAAAAAUGUUUGCAUGCUUUUAUACUUCCAAGAAAACGAUAGCUGAUUGUGGCAGAUGUCAAAGGGGGUAUGGCAGAUACACUUGUUCUUCUUCGCCAAAAGGAGGCUAUCGAGGAGGGGAGGACCUUCUUGUGUUUGCCUACUAACGAAUAGACACUCUUCGACCACUUAUCGGUUUCCUGGUCACGGAGGAGAAUGGGCCGGCAGAGGACAGACUUUUUCCAAAUGAGAAAAGGCCAAUGUGUUCAACUCUUACCUCUUGCACUUCAUGUGUUCCCACAAUUCUCGAUAUGAACUAUGCAGAGAAGUGUCUAAGUAGUCAAGGAGGCAGUGGUUCUGGGGUUUAAUCCCUGCCUUGCAUCCAUAUGGUUGUGGGUUCAAAUCUUACCUCUUGUGCUUUGUGUAUGCUUCCACAGUUCUCAAUGUCAAAUAUACAAAGAGAAGUGUGAAGGAGUCUGUAGUUAAUUUGAUCUUGGGUUUUCGACAAUAUGGCUUUUAAAGGCGGAGAUCGCAUUCACAGUAAACACUGCACAUGUCGACUCAAUCGGAAACCGCGAGCAGAUUCAUGCUGCGUUCAAAACAAAGUGGGAAGGUGGAAAAAAUCCACUUGAACGCCUCUCCAAAUCGUAAUUACUAAAGGGAAACUCAUCUCUGAGCUCAGACUUCUCCCACGUGCUGACCUCUGACAUUACCUACUAAGGAAAUGACCUCAAUAACAGCAUUUUCGGCAGUUAAAUGUUACAAAACAUAAUUUAUAAAAAGCAAUCUAUUAAUAUGGUUUUUGAACACUAUAAUUAGUUUACAAACGUAGCUCAGCUGGUAGAGCACGGCGCUUGUAACGCUAAGGUAGUGGGUUCGAUCCCCGGGACCACCCAUACACACAAAAAAAAUGUAUGCACGCAUGACUGUAAGUCGCUUUGGAUAAAAGCGUCUGCUAUUAUUAUUAUUAUUACUUUCGGUUUAUGCUUGACAACAAAUGUGUAAUAAAUGUGAAGAAGUUGGUGGCUGUGCAGUUGAGUACUUGCCUUAUGGUGUCUGUGACAGCAUGGGCAGCGCCAUUGAGGCUAUCUCCAUUAUAAAGUAGUACAUUUUCUUAUUCUUCAUUGGCUGAUUGCUCCCAACUCAUAGGAAUCCCCACCCAGUUGACUACUUUAAAAUGGUGGAAGUCCUCAAUGGCAAUGUCCAUGUUAAAACAGGUGUUAUUUGUAACCCGGAGUUAAUCCCUGUUGCUGCCUUAGCCAAUCAGAGGAAUAGUAGGGGAAAUGAACAAAUGACAAUAGCCGGGGGGCAGAGAGAUUUGUAUAGUGAGUACCAUAUGUCAAAGUAGUUUAGGGUGAUACCGACCCUAGAUACCAGGAAAUACUAGGGUUUCCUCUGAGUCUCGUGAAGAAACGUCAUCUGACUAACUAGCAAAGCUAUCACUCUGUUUCCCACCACUGCACUGAAUACGGACUUCUCUCGCCUGCAUUGGGACUCCCGCUCCAGAAGCCACACACACACAAACACACACAAACACGAAGUACAGGCAUGCAACGUAGUAAGAGUUUUUACAUUACAGAGCUCUGGUAGUUAAGGGGUACCCGGUUAUUUAAAGGUUGCAACCGUUUACUGACUGUUAUUAAAUGUGUAUGUUUUUACAGGUAUGGUGA